Molecule: messenger RNA, 405 nt
Organism: Neoarthrinium moseri
Lineage: Eukaryota; Fungi; Ascomycota; Sordariomycetes; Amphisphaeriales; Apiosporaceae
Exons: 2
Coding region: 1-405 (134 amino acids)
Biological process (GO): translational initiation
Cellular component (GO): nucleus
Molecular function (GO): translation initiation factor activity; RNA binding
Source: RefSeq, a predicted model, not a curated record
AUGGGCCGUCCGAAGCGCAACGUCCUUGCGGCGGCUGAAUCCUCAAUGACCCCACCUGACGAGUUGAACGAGUCCCAGUCCCUUGCCCGCGUGGUCAAAGCCGAGGGCAACAACCUGUAUAGCUGCUCCUUGCCAGACAAACGCGCAGUCAUUGUUGAGCUCGCAGAGAGAUUCCGCAACACCAUCUGGAUCAAGCGUGGCGGUUAUGCCCUGAUCGACCUGUACCCUAUCAAAGAGGUAAAGGGCAGAGUCGAAGGGGAGAUUGUCAAUGUUGUGCGCGAUGAGAGAGAAUGGCGAAAACAGAAGUACUGGCCCAAGGAGUUUGUGAGAGUCACUGACGAUGAUGAUGACGACGAGUCAAACGUGGGCAAGAUGCCACCCUCAGACUCGGAGGACGAAGAGUGA